Messenger RNA from Zootermopsis nevadensis, 453 nucleotides. The record is from RefSeq and is a predicted model, not a curated record. NCBI's taxonomy places the organism in Eukaryota, Metazoa, Arthropoda, Insecta, Blattodea, Termopsidae.
AUGGGAAGUCGUGCAAAGGAGGGAUUGUGGAUUAUAGUGGAUGAAGAGGUAGAUAAGAAGGUCAGCAACUGGAACCCAAUAAACUCUAGAAUUAUGAUAAUGGAUCUAGAAAUGCAGCAACAAGUAUCUAGAGUACAAGUAUACGCACCAACCGAAGAUGCAGAUAUAAUAGAAAAAGAUCAAUUCUUUACUGAUCUCCAAAGAGUUGCAAAUGAUAUAGCAGAGAGCAGAAGAAAAAUUUUGAUAAUGGGAGACCUAAGUAGCUGGGUAGGAAACGUUGUAAGAACUGGACAUGGAGCUAUAGGCAAAUAUAAUGGAGAAAAGAUAAGAAAUGAAAAUGCAAAAAGACUUAUUGAGUUCUGUAUACACAACAACUUGAUUAAUGGAAAUACUUUCUAUAUCCAUAAGAACAUACACAAAAUCACAUUUGAGGGUCAAGGUGUGAGAAGCUAG